AUGCUCGUCGGCAGCGUGGCGAACAAAGACCGCGAAGGCGCGCGCGACUUCCGCCAACUAACAUACAUCUGCAUGAAAGACGAGGGCACACGGGAGCCCGAGACGCUAGAGUUUCCCAAGGAGCCGUGUAAGAUGGGCAUCAUGAUCAACCACCGCUUCCCAACGUGCUGGGAUGGCGUGAAUCUCGAUAGCCCGGAUCACCGCGAACACGUCGCGUAUCCUGCGAGCGGGACGUUUGAGAGCGGUGGGCCGUGUCCGGCUACACAUCCCGUGCGGCUGCCGCAGAUCCUGCUCGAGACGGUGUGGGAUACGCGCGCAUUCAACAACAAAGCUGAGUGGCCGGCGGAUGGGGGUCAGCCCUUUGCAUGGUCCUCGGGCGACGCCUCCGGCUGGGGCACGCAUGCCGACUACGUCUUCGGGUGGAAAGACGACAGCCUGCAGAAAGCGAUGAAUGCGAAUAACUACGUGUCCGCGCCGACGUUGAAGAAGCAGAAUAUCGCGGCGCAGAAUAAGUGUAAUGUGAAGGCAUAA
Parastagonospora nodorum SN15 is the source of this 531-nucleotide messenger RNA. RefSeq lists its product as hypothetical. The record is from RefSeq and is a predicted model, not a curated record. Bases 1 to 531 code for a protein of 176 amino acids. Lineage: Eukaryota; Fungi; Ascomycota; Dothideomycetes; Pleosporales; Phaeosphaeriaceae. The transcript has 3 exons.